Molecule: messenger RNA, 1245 nt
Organism: Caenorhabditis briggsae
Lineage: Eukaryota; Metazoa; Nematoda; Chromadorea; Rhabditida; Rhabditidae
Gene: Cbr-bcat-1
Product: Protein CBR-BCAT-1
Exons: 5
Coding region: 1-1245 (414 amino acids)
Biological process (GO): L-leucine biosynthetic process; L-valine biosynthetic process
Cellular component (GO): mitochondrion
Molecular function (GO): branched-chain-amino-acid:2-oxoglutarate transaminase activity
Source: RefSeq, a predicted model, not a curated record
AUGCCAGCUAUUCUUUCACGCGUUGCUCCACGCACAUUCACUGUCGGAUCCCGACUUAUGGCUUCAGCCGCCAGAUUGGAAACAGUUCCAAGAGAGGAGAUCCACAAAGAGUACGACAGAAAGAAGACUUUCUACCACAAAGACCUCGAGAUCCAUCUUGCCAACCCAGAACAGUUGAAAACCAAACCAUUGGAUCCAACCAAGCUCAAAUUCGGACACACUUAUGCCGAUUACAUGAUGACUUGCGACUGGGAUGCCACCAGCGGAUGGCACCAUCCAAAGAUUGAGCCAAUUGGAGAGCUCAAAAUUCACCCAGGAGCCAAGGUUCUCCAUUAUGCCAGUGAGCUGUUCGAAGGAAUGAAGGCCUACCGUGGUGUCGACAAUAAGAUUCGUAUGUUCCGUCCAGAGAUGAACAUGGCUCGUAUGAAGAGAACCGCCAUCCGUGCUGCACUUCCGGACUUCGAUUCAGAGGAGAUGAUCAACGUGCUCACCGAGAUGCUUCGCUUAGACCAGGAAUGGGUUCCAAACUCAGAUGUCUGCUCUCUGUACAUGCGCCCAACACUCAUCGGAACCGAUCCAACUCUUGGAGUCGGAUGUGCCACUGAAGCCAAGAUGUUUGUGAUCACUGGACCAGUCGGAGCUUACUACUCAACAGGAUUCCAACCAGUCAGCCUUCUCGCUGACUCUCGCUUCAUUCGUGCCUUCCCAGGAGGAGUCGGAGCAUACAAGAUGGGAUGCAACUACGCUCCAACUAUCUGGGUCGGAAAGGAAGCAGCCAGCAAGAACUGCCAACAAGUUUUAUGGCUCUAUGGAGAGAACGAAGACCUUACCGAGGUCGGAACCAUGAACAUCUUCUUGUUCUGGAAGAACGAGGAAGGAGACAUGGAACUGAUCACACCACCACUUCAUCGUGGUCUCAUCCUGCCUGGAGUCACCAGAGAUUCACUUCUGGAGCUCGGAAGAGAAUGGGGAGAGUACAAGGUGACCGAGCGCACAUUGAACAUGCAAGAAGUCAAGAAAGCAUUGGCUGAGAAGAGACUCUACGAGAUGUUCGGGUCUGGAACCGCCUGCGUCGUGUCUCCAGUCGGAAAGAUUCUGUACCACAACAAGGUGACCGAUGAGUACGAAGAGCUUCACAUUCCAACCAUGUCCAGCAAACACGGUGUCAUGCAAAAGUUCUACAACACAAUCAAUGACAUUCAGUACGGUCGACUCAUCAAGGAUGGAUGGAUGCGUGACAUUUAA